AUGGCAACCACCCUUGCCACCGACGUCCGCCUCUCCAUCGCGCAUCAGACUCGCUUCGCCCUCCGCCUCGCCUCCGCCAUCUCCUCCAACCCCGAGUUCGCUGCCACCAACGCCGUAUACUCCCCGCUCUCUCUCCAUGUCGGGCUCAGCCUCGUCGCCGCCGGCGCCGGUGGUGCCACGCGUGAGCAGCUUAUCGCCACUCUCGGGUCCGGGAAGGAAGGCGAGGAGGCCGAGGGCCUUCAUGCACUUGCCGAGCAGGUGGUGCAGCUCGUGCUCGCCGACGCGUCCAGCGCCGGCGGCCCGCGCGUCGCCUUUGCCGAUGGCAUCUUCGUCGACGCGUCGCUCGCGCUCAAGGCUUCCUUCCAGGAGCUCGCUGUCCGCACGUACAAGGCCGACGUCCUGUCCGCGGACUUCCAAACCAAGCCUGUUGAAGCUGCUGGUCAGGUAAACUCAUGGGUAGAGAAAGCCACAAAAGGUCUCAUCAAAGAUAUCCUGCCUGAAGGGUCUGUUGACAAUACUACUAGAUUGGUUCUUGGUAAUGCCCUUUAUUUUAAAGGAGAUUGGCAUGAGAAGUUUGACGCAUCUAAGACAAAGGAUGAUAUGUUCCACCUUCUUGAUGGGAGCUCAGUUCAAACACCAUACAUUUCCACCACAAACAAGCAAUACAUUUUGUCUACUGACAACUUGAAGAUACUUAAGCUUCCUUACCACCAAGGAGGGGACAAGAGGCAGUUCUCCAUGUACAUUCUUCUUCCAAAAGCACGUGACGGUUUUGGGAGCUUGGCCAAAAGGUUAAGCACCGAACCGUCGUUAAUUGAAAGCCUUCUUCCAACAAAGAAGGUCGAAGUCGGACAGUUCAAGCUCCCCAAGUUCAAGAUAUCAUUUGGAUUUGAUGCGUCGGAUUUGAUCAAAGGUCUUGGCCUCCAGCUACCAUUCAGCCCAGGAGCAGAUCUUUCGGAGAUGGUGGACCCACCAGUGGCACAUAACCUUUACAUCUCAUCUAUUCACCACAAGUCGUUUGUCGAAGUAAACGAAGAAGGAACCGAGGCUGCUGCGGCAACUUCUACCCAAGUCUCCUUUCGGUCACUGCCCCCGAAGAUAGAUUUCAUCGCAGAUCACCCUUUCAUAUUCCUUAUCCGUGAAGACAUUAAUGGUGUGGUUCUCUUUGUUGGUCAUGUGGUCAAUCCCGUCUUAUCUUCGUAAUGUGUUUCCUUUAAAUCUGUUAACUGGGCAGCGACCUCUUGUGUCACAAAGUAUAAGUGAAGUCUGU
Lolium rigidum is the source of this 1270-nucleotide messenger RNA. Its product is annotated as serpin-Z2B-like. Lineage: Eukaryota; Viridiplantae; Streptophyta; Magnoliopsida; Poales; Poaceae. Bases 1 to 1203 code for a protein of 400 amino acids. Gene Ontology annotation, molecular function: serine-type endopeptidase inhibitor activity. The record is from RefSeq and is a predicted model, not a curated record. The transcript has 2 exons.